AAAACCCCAAUACCAUUUUUACUCCAUUGGCUUGACCUUUCGACAAUAUCUUAAAAUGCCUAAAUCACCAUCACUCUUCGAUUUUCACCUUCUCUUACUCUUCACUAUCUUUUCCUUAGCCGCCGCCGAUGCCAUCGCCGCUGCACGGCCAAUAACCCAACAAUUCAAAGAAGCCCCACAAUUCUAUAACUCUGAAAUUUGCCCUAAGAUAGUUGGCGAAGAUGAUGAAUCUGAUAAUGGAACCUCCAUUUUUUUAUGCUCGGAUCAAUCUGUUCACGUGGCAAUGACCCUUGAUUCAGCUUACAUACGGGGUUCAAUGGCGGCUGUUCUUUCAAUACUUCAACACUCCUCUUGUCCCCAGAAUAUCGUCUUCCAUUUCGUCGCCUCCGCCACCGCCAACGCCUCGUUUUUACGCGCCACCAUCUCUUCCUCCUUCCCUUACCUCAACUUCCAAAUCUACUCCUUCGACGACUCUUCUGUUUCACGUCUCAUUUCAACCUCAAUCCGCUCCGCACUAGACUGCCCUUUGAACUACGCUCGAAGCUACUUGGCCGAUCUCCUCCCUUCAUGCGUCCGCCGAAUUGUGUACCUCGACUCCGACCUGGUUCUCGUCGACGACAUAGCUAAACUCGCCGCAACUCAACUUGGAGACAACUCGGUCUUGGCUGCUCCAGAACAUUGCAAUGCAAACUUCACGUCUUACUUCACUCUAACGUUUUGGUCAAGCGCUACUUUAUCCUUAACAUUUGCGAACCGUAAACCUUGUUAUUUCAACACCGGAGUAAUGGUGAUCGACCUUGAUAGAUGGAGACGAGGAGAUUACACAAAAAAGAUUGAAGAAUGGAUGGAGAUUCAAAAAAGAACAAGAAUCUACGAGUUGGGUUCUUUGCCGCCAUUUUUAUUAGUUUUUGCAGGAAGCAUAGUUGCCGUUGAUCAUCGAUGGAAUCAACAUGGACUUGGGGGCGAUAAUUUUAAAGGUUUAUGCAGGGAUUUGCAUCCAGGUCCAGUUAGUCUUUUACAUUGGAGUGGAAAAGGAAAGCCAUGGGUGAGGCUUGAUGCUAACAGGCCUUGCCCUUUGGAUGCUUUAUGGGCACCUUAUGAUCUCCUGCAAAUGCCGUUUGCAUUGGAUUCUUGAUGGGGAAAUUUGGAAAUGUUGAAAUGCUUGUUAAUUCGUAGCUGGAUUGCAGCGGUUUAUAAAUCUACCAGCUUUUCUGGCAAGUGUUUGUUUGCCGAGAAAGUAACAGAAUCAUCAAGAAAUGGGUGGAUCGAGCUGUGUAUUGUUUCUUCUUUUGCCAAGAUUACGCAUUAAAGAUGAAGAAAUUGAAAAUCCAGAAGGAAAAUAGCAAUGGAUUUUACAAUCUUUGUUCGGGCGUAUGAUAACUGUAAUAAAAAAUAAAAGCAAAUUAAAGAGGUGGCUAUAAUUUCCGUGGAUCCUUUUUAUUUAAUAAAAAACAAAUUUGCCUUUGUAAA
Messenger RNA from Gossypium arboreum, 1470 nucleotides. Its product is annotated as probable galacturonosyltransferase-like 1. Bases 56 to 1135 code for a protein of 359 amino acids. Gene Ontology annotation, molecular function: glycosyltransferase activity. Gene Ontology annotation, cellular component: Golgi apparatus. Lineage: Eukaryota; Viridiplantae; Streptophyta; Magnoliopsida; Malvales; Malvaceae. The transcript has a single exon. The record is from RefSeq and is a predicted model, not a curated record.